AUGUAUCGUCCCCUCCGCAUCUCGAUCCGCACUCUCUGGAAAUAUUCCUCGCCGGCAAAGAAGGUUCUCGAACCAGGCAACGUAUUUUCGCAGGCAAAGACAUUCUCUGCGUCAGACAUAGCUGAGUAUUCGAAGCUGACCCGCGACUUUAACCCGAUCCACUCCGACCCAGACCGCGCCAAAAUCGCAGGCUUCGACAGAGUCCCCGUCCCUGGCAUCCUCGUGGCAUCGUUCUUCCUGAGGAGAAUCACCUCAAACUUCCCCAGCGCGGUCUACGCAAAGCAGACGCUGGAGUUCAGACGAACAGCUAUUCGCGUGGACAGCGGAGAAGAUGAUUUCAGCGAGUUGGUGCGGCAGCGUCGGGCAUUUCUACUGGUCCGGCGCGGGUUGGGGAGGGUUGCAAUCUCAGGCCCUUCGCAUCCCAUGGAGAGGCUACGGCGGCAGUCGCGCGAUAAGAAAGGCUCGUUGGACGAGCUCGCAGAGAUGAUGCACGACGGUGGUCUGGGAGCAGCAGGUCGACUCGGCUGCGCGGCAAUGGUGACAGGCGGCGAUGGGAAUAAAAGAAAUACAGCGGCGAUCGGAUAUUAA
This is a messenger RNA of Striga hermonthica, 588 nucleotides long. NCBI's taxonomy places the organism in Eukaryota, Viridiplantae, Streptophyta, Magnoliopsida, Lamiales, Orobanchaceae. The record is from the annotation of a GenBank genome assembly.